This is a messenger RNA of Impatiens glandulifera, 1791 nucleotides long. RefSeq names its product cyclin-dependent kinase D-3-like. Gene Ontology annotation, cellular component: nucleus; transcription factor TFIIH holo complex; transcription factor TFIIK complex. The transcript is spliced from 7 exons. Bases 154 to 1392 code for a protein of 412 amino acids. Lineage: Eukaryota; Viridiplantae; Streptophyta; Magnoliopsida; Ericales; Balsaminaceae. Gene Ontology annotation, molecular function: RNA polymerase II CTD heptapeptide repeat kinase activity; cyclin-dependent protein serine/threonine kinase activity; ATP binding. The record is from RefSeq and is a predicted model, not a curated record. Gene Ontology annotation, biological process: positive regulation of transcription by RNA polymerase II; protein phosphorylation.
CUUUCUCCCUUAUAAUGAAAGAACAAAUUGCAAUUGCCGGGAGUAAGUCGGGAGGAGGAGAUGCAAAUCAUGCAAUCUAGGAAUUGACGCAGUCAGUCGGUGAAGAAGAAAUCUAACCAGUACUAUAUAAUUUCUCUAUCCGAAGCUGCAUCAAUGUCAGGAACUGAUAACUUGCUCUCAAAGAAAGUAGCCGAUCGGUAUCUCAAACGUGAGGUGCUUGGAGAAGGAACUUAUGGUGUUGUUUACAAGGCGAUCGACACUAAGACAGGUCAGACAGUUGCAAUUAAGAAAAUCCGACUUGGGAAGCAGAAGGAAGGUGUGAAUUUUACAGCUCUGAGAGAAAUCAAAUUGCUUAAGGAGAUGAAAGAUCCGAAUAUAAUAGAACUGAGUGAUGCAUUCCCUUAUAAAGAAAAUCUGCACCUUGUGUUUGAGUUCAUGCAAACGGAUCUAGAAGCUGUUAUCCGUGAUAGAAAUAUCGUUCUUUCACCAGCAGAUACAAAAUCAUACAUUCAGAUGACAUUGAAGGGGCUUGCUUUCUGCCACAAGAACUGGGUAUUGCAUAGGGAUAUGAAACCAAACAAUCUAUUAAUAGGACCUGGUGGACAGUUAAAAUUGGCAGAUUUUGGCUUAGCCCGUUUAUAUGGCAGUCCAGAUCGUAGAUUCACUCACCAGGUCUUUGCUCGAUGGUAUAGGGCACCUGAGCUACUGUUUGGUGCCAAGGCUUAUGGUCCGGCAGUUGAUGUAUGGGCUGCAGGUUGUAUAUUUGCUGAACUCCUCCUACGACGGCCUUUUCUACAGGGUAACAGUGAUAUGGAUCAGUUGGGAAAGAUUUUUGCUGCUUUUGGGACUCCAAAGUCCUCUCAGUGGCCUGAUAUGCAAUAUCUUCCAGAUUAUGUUGAAUAUCAAUAUGUCCCUGGACAGUCUCUAAGACAGUUGUUUCCUAUGGCUAGUGAUGAUGCAUUGGAUCUAUUGUCAAAGAUGUUUAUGUAUGAUCCAAAAUUGCGGAUCACUUCCCAGCAGGCUUUGGAGCACAGGUACUUUUCAUCUGGACCUCCACCGACAGAACCAGUUUUACUCCCAAGGCCACCUCCCAAAAGGGAAUCCCAGAACUCUACGGUUUCAGACUAUAAUCAAUCUGAUGGUCCUACUGUUCUGUCUCCUCCAAGAAAAUCGAGGAGAGUUAUGCCACAACGUGUGGCACAUGAAGAAAAUGUGCACCAAUCUGAUGAAGCAGGUGAGUAUACAGGUGAGAGGACUGAACUUCUACCAACGUCGGUAGAUUUUUCUAUAUUUGGAUCAGGACCACCUAAUAGACCAACAAUCACCAGUGCGGUUAGAUCACAUCUGAAUAGAAAGUUAGAUCUGGAAUUUCAACUGCCAGAAGAAGAAUAACCCACCCAGAUUCUACUAAGUUUCCAUCAACAUAUCUUUAUUCUCAGGCAAUGUGUGAAUAGAAGAAAUAAAACCUUUCUAUUUUUUUUUCUUCCCAUAUUUCUUUUACAAGAAAACUAAGCCUUAUUUUAUUUUAUUAAUUAAUGCAGACUUCUUUGUCAUUCUAAUCAGAGCAAUUGCUGGUUUCCAAAUUCUUAAUCAUGAAACCCUAUGUGUUUCCACUCUUGCAAAAUGGCUAACAAUGACAAUCUAUGGAAUUGAUUGAUUGUCUCAAUUGAUUUUAUUUUUUAUUUUUGCUUUAUUGUUUGUUAAUUGAGCUAAGAAGAUGAUUGUAAUUGCAGUAAACAUUAUACACUGAUUGAGAAAUAUGCUUUGAGAAACUUUGGCUUUUCUGUUCAA